UCUGCUCGGCGCCUGGGCCACAGCGCGGCCAUGGACGCGCCACCCCGGGGCAUCGGCACCUUCGUGGUGUGGGACUACGUGGUGUUCGCCGGGAUGCUGGUCAUCUCGGCCGCCAUCGGCAUCUACUACGCCUUCGCGGGGGGCGGCCAGCAGACCUCCAAGGAGUUCCUGAUGGGCGGCCGCAGAAUGACCGCCGUGCCGGUGGCGCUGUCUCUCACCGCCAGCUUCAUGUCGGCGGUCACCAUCCUGGGCGCCCCCUCCGAGGUCUACCGUUUUGGGGCCGUGUACAGCAUGUUUGCCAUCGCCUACUUCUUUGUGGUGCUCUUCAGCGCAGAGAUCUUCCUUCCGGUGUUCUACAAACUGGGAAUUACCAGCACCUACGAGUAUUUGGAACUUCGAUUUAGCAAAUAUGUUCGUGUGUGUGGAACAAUCAUCUUCGUUGUUCAAACAAUUCUGUAUACUGGAAUUGCUAUUUAUGCCCCUGCUCUGGCUUUGAAUCAAGUCACAGGAUUUCAUCUGUGGGGAGCAGUAGUGGCAACAGGGGUGGUCUGCACAUUCUACUGCACGCUGGGUGGUCUUAAAGCAGUUAUCUGGACAGAUGUUCUUCAGGUUGGGAUCAUACUGGCUGGAUUUUCGUGUGUGAUUAUACAGGCUGUGGUGAUUGAUGGUGGAAUCAGCACUAUUCUAAAGGAUGCCUAUGAUGGUGGAAGAUUAAACUUCUGGGAUUUUAAUCCUAACCCUUUGCAAAGACACACAUUCUGGACCAUCAUAAUAGGAGGGACCUUCACGUGGACCGGCAUCUAUGGUGUCAACCAAUGCCAAGUGCAGAGAUAUAUUUCCUGUAAAAGCAGAUUCCACGCAAAAAUGUCCCUCUACAUCAAUCUUUUGGGACUCUGGGCAAUCCUCAUCUGCUCAGUGUUUUGUGGACUCACCCUAUAUUCUAGGUACCGUGAUUGUGAUCCUUGGACAACAGAGAAAGUGUCCGCACCAGACCAGCUCAUGCCUUAUUUGGUACUAGACAUUCUGCAAGAUUAUCCGGGACUUCCUGGACUUUUUGUGGCCUGUGUUUACAGUGGAACAUUAAGCACAGUGUCCUCCAGUAUUAAUGCCUUAGCAGCAGUAACUGUGGAAGAUCUAGUCAAACGUCGUUUCAGAUCGCUCUCAGAAAGAUCUCUCUCUUGGAUUUCCCAAGGACUGAGCUUGCUGUUUGGAGCCCUGUGUAUUGGAAUGGCUGGAGUGGCAUCACUAAUGGGAACUUUGUUGCAGGCAUCACUCAGCAUAUUUGGCAUGGUCAGUGGACCACUUCUGGGCCUGUUUGCUUUGGGCAUUUUGGUUCCUUUUGCCAACUCAAUUGGAGCACUUGCUGGUCUGCUGACUGGAUUUGCUGUUUCUUUGUGGGUCGGAAUUGGAUCUCAGCUUUACCCUCCACUUCCUGAGAGAACUAUGCCACUAAGCCUUGAAACUCAUGGCUGUAACAGCACAUACAAUGGAACAAAUUGGAUGACAACCACAGAAAUGCCAUUGUCUACUAGUGCUUUUCAAGUACACAAUGUUGAAAGGACUCCACUGAUGGAUAACUGGUAUUCCUUAUCAUAUCUAUACUUCAGCACUCUUGGAACUUUGGUGACGUUUUUUGUGGGAAUGCUUAUCAGUUUACCAACAGGAGGAAGAAAACAAAACUUAGACCACAGAUUCCUACUAACCAAAGAGGACUUUUUAUCCAAUUUUGAUGUUUUUAAGAAAAAGAAGCAUGUUUUAAGCUAUAAAUCUCAUCCAAUGGAAGAUGGUGGAACUGAUAAUCCUGCCUUCAACCAUAUUGAAUUGAACUUCACAGAUCAAAGUGGCAAGAUCAAAGGGACUCAUUUGUGAAGGAGCUUGGAUACUAAAUGAUCUUAAACAGUGUCCCAGUUUUAUAUGUUUUCUAAGAUAAUUGGAUCAGGUUUAGAUUUUUUGUUGUUGUUGUCUAUCAUGAGUGCUUUGGGGGUAAGUUUUGGGGGAUAAGCUUUUGUUAAAGCAAAGUCCUGACUUUCUGUUCACUUACUACCCUCAUUAAUCGAUGCUAUUCUGGAAUCAGGAGUUUCAGCAUCAGCAUUUCCCUCGAUCUCUCUUUUAUUUCAACGAACCUAUAGUUGUGAAAGUUAUGAGAGUUAUGACUGCAUCUCUGUUGAAAAGCUAAUGCACACAUAUACACACAUACUUGAUGAUCAAAAGCAGAUUCUUAAAUUUGGGUAUUAUUAAAAAUAUUUUCCAUGCAUUUGCUGCUAGCAUAUAAGUUUUGGGGUUUGCCAUAAUCAUAACUUAUAUUGAAAAGAGCUUAUCUCCUCUCUACUACAUACUCUAUUCUUAGGGAGCAAUGAGGUGACAGGUCUCUGUUGUCUAGAUCUUUGCUUCUCAUUGACCCCUGUCAGCCCAGGGUGCAUAUUAACCUUGGAACAGAUUCUGUCUCAGGAAACUGGUAAUCAAGAAGCAUCCUGUUUGGGACAGAACAUGGGCCCAAUGAUCAAGGUCUUCUUGGUGCUAGGCGUCUUUUUUUGUGCCUUUUUGUUUAUUAUCUAGACUUCCUGGCCACUGGCUGCUUAUAGUGCCUUUCUUAAACUCUGGUUGGUAUCUGAACUCCUAGUUUCUGACCCAUCAACUUUGGUUUUGUUGUGCAGUUUACCUUUGCUUUACUUUACUGAUUUCUUGUUUACCGUAUUGCCUUGGGCUUGCAUAUGUCUUGAGAUACUCAAUAUGAAUCGUGCUACCCCAGAUCCUGGUUCACUAAGUCCCAGCCUAUAAAUUAUCAACUCUCAUGAGCCUGAUACUGACUAAAGUAUUUUCAGCAUAGGUACUUAUGGAUUUGGUGAUCCAAGAAUAUUUACAUGAUUAAAAAUGGUUAAGAUUCAUGAAGUUAGAUGAUGACAUUGAAGGCUAUCAAGCUGAAUUUUUGAGUGUCAACUAAUUUGCAAUCAAUUAAAUUUAAAGGUACAUAUGCUUAGAAAUCUUGAAUUCUAGUAUAUUCGUCCAGUUAAAGAGCUAAGUUACAUAGGCAAACACUACUAUUUUUCUUUAAUUUUUUGGAAUUACU
This is a messenger RNA of Ceratotherium simum simum (southern white rhinoceros), 3067 nucleotides long. It is a transcript of the gene SLC5A8, whose product is annotated as solute carrier family 5 member 8. Gene Ontology annotation, biological process: sodium ion transport; propanoate transmembrane transport. Lineage: Eukaryota; Metazoa; Chordata; Mammalia; Perissodactyla; Rhinocerotidae. Gene Ontology annotation, cellular component: extracellular exosome; membrane. Gene Ontology annotation, molecular function: organic acid:sodium symporter activity. The record is from RefSeq and is a predicted model, not a curated record.